AUGGAUCACGGACAUCCCACUCCUUUUACGUCCGAAGCCAAUCGGGUUUCGGCCAUCCGUCGUUUUCAUCAGAUUAUCACGUAUUUUGAGAACAAUAACGAUGACAUCAAAAUAGGCUAUUAUGACAAAUUGAAGAUUGUCAAGUUCACCUAUGAAUAUGCUUGCAACCAAUCAUCAAAGGAUCUCCUUGUCCUUGUUGCACUUGGUCACAUGGGAGUAUUGUAUUCAUCUGACGACAAUGUUGAUCUCGAGAACGCCACCCUCCGAGAUGCGUUGCAAGCUGGCCUAAAUAGAUUCGCCAACCUUCUAUUGGAAGCAUUCUUCCUUCCACUAAAAGCAUCGACUGGAGAGAUGGCACAACGGUCGCCACCAUAUAACUUGGACAUUGUUUCUGAGGGUGAUUCUCAUACGUUUUCGGAGAUGCUUUAUCGACUGCACCGUCUCCACCGCCUCCAGCGUGUCUGCCUCAUGCGAGAUCAACAUCGCUGUGUUAUUUCAGGAGUAUUUGAUGCGCAUGAAGCCUUUCUGCGGUAUCGAACCUACGGAGAGCGCUGUGUCGACGAUGAUGGUAAACGCUUGUAUGGCCCCAUACCAAAUAGCUUCGACAAGCUAGAGAUUGCGCAAAUCCUGCCCCAUUCCUUCUUCUUCCAGAGAGGUAGUUUCUCAAGAGACCUGGAAUCUGGAAAGUGCAUGCAACGUGCAAUUCUCAACAUGAUUCAUCACGGCCUUUUCAAGACAAUUGAGGACGCCAGCCCGAAGAACGCACUUACUCUAAGUGCCAGUUUGCAUCAAGCGUUCAGCCAAUUUCGUAUCUUUUUUGAUCCCGUUGAGGGUGAAGAAGAUACCUACGAAAUCAAGGCGUUCCCUCCAGGUAUCCGCGGCCUUCCAGUCAAGAGAAAGCUGUCCGUUUUCUAUGGCGAGGAGGAUGAUCUGCCAGAUCCCGGAUUGCUUGCUGCACAUCGUGCUAUUGGGCACAUUCUGCAUUUGUCUACUACAAGUCCUUCGGCAAGUGAAUAG
Fusarium poae is the source of this 1017-nucleotide messenger RNA. RefSeq lists its product as uncharacterized. Lineage: Eukaryota; Fungi; Ascomycota; Sordariomycetes; Hypocreales; Nectriaceae. The transcript has 3 exons. Bases 1 to 1017 code for a protein of 338 amino acids. The record is from RefSeq and is a predicted model, not a curated record.